GAUCACAUAUUGCUUUAUAUUCUAAUGUGACGAAACGUGAAACUAAAUAUGACUUUAUAUCGUAAUAUAUAUGCGGCUCGCCGGUUCUCUGAUUAGUACCACACCUCGAAACGGCGUCAGCCACUUGGCAUGCAAUUUGUGUCUAUAUGUCUUGACAAUCGAUUCGAAACUUUGAUAUAAUUACUUCUGAACCUGUGUGGCAGAACACGGAUGGCCAGACCGAGAAGAUCGUCGUCGCAGAGCGGCUCAAAGGCUGGGAAACCAUUGAAGCAAAACUCGAGCAAACAAUAUGCCAGUGCUGAGGUUGCUGGCGCAGCUCGCACCAAAGAGCCGUUCACGCAGGAGACUGUCUCAUAUGCUGGAUUGCACAGAAAGUCAGGGUAUUGGGAAGUCUGUGUGAGGUCUGCGCAGACGUCUGUCUCUAGGUCUGUGUCAAGUCUUUGUCAGCGUUACCCGAGAGUUACCGGGGGAGGUCUGUCAGCGCUUCAGCCGCCAAAGGUCUGUCUGCCCGCCGUCUUACCUGAUCAUCUUAUCCCGCCGCCCUCUCUCGUUUGCCCGCCGCCUCCCUCAUUGCGCGCCGUCUCCUUCGUUGCGCUCCACCUCUCUCGUUGCGCGCCGUCUCCUUCAUUGCGCGCCACCUCACUCGUUGCGCGCUGUCUCUCUCGUUUGUGCGCCACCUUUCUCAUUGCCUGCAGUCCCUCCCGCCACCCUCUCUUGUUUGCCCGCCGCCUCCCUCGUUGCCAGCCACCUAUACUUGAACCGUGGGCACCACAUCAUUCAGUCCCGUCCUUUGAUUGUCCAAUAUUCCCCGCAUACUGUGGCGCAUGACGACCAUUGAUCUGGCUGUUGACUGCACUGGCUGUGGUAGCGCUGUCGCACUUACGAUAUGUCAGAGUGACCAGAAUGGCAACGCAGGGAAGCCUAUGGUCAGGCAUGCGCGAUGUCGAUUUUUCAGAUUCUUCCCCGAGCUCCUCCAAUUACCUGAUGUCCUUGCAAUCAUUCCU
This is a messenger RNA of Suillus paluster, 1004 nucleotides long. RefSeq lists its product as uncharacterized. The transcript has 2 exons. Lineage: Eukaryota; Fungi; Basidiomycota; Agaricomycetes; Boletales; Suillaceae. The record is from RefSeq and is a predicted model, not a curated record. The coding region runs from base 211 to 828 and encodes 205 amino acids.